UCUCGUUUCUCGCUUUCCGCUCACAGCGAGGACGGUGACCAUGUUGAGUGUCGUAGGCAAAGUUUGUGCGAGCCUCGUAAAAACGGCUAAACCUGCCGUUUCUUUAACAAAACUCAACAGUACAUACUCAAGGCUACCAUCUGCACUAUGCACAACGCAGAAACAUCACGAGCAUCGCCGAAUGGCAGGUACGCAGACCACGGCAGCGGGUGGAACUGGCCGUAUCGUGGCAGUCAUCGGUGCCGUAGUGGACGUCCAGUUUGAGGGCAAUCUGCCUCCUAUCUUGAAUGCCUUGGAGGUUGAAGGACGCAAGCCCCGCCUGGUGCUAGAAGUGGCACAACAUUUGGGUGAGAGCACCGUACGUACCAUUGCCAUGGACGGUACGGAGGGUCUUGUCCGCGGCCAGGUGGUGAAGGACAUGCAGUCCCCAAUCAAGAUCCCCGUGGGGCCGGAGACGCUGGGCCGCAUCAUGAACGUCAUUGGGGAGCCCAUUGAUGAGAGAGGCCCCAUUAACUCUGACAAGUUCUUGGGCAUUCACCAGGAGGCUCCAGAGUUCGUGGACAUGAGCGUAGAACAGGAGAUCUUGGUCACCGGUAUCAAAGUGGUAGAUCUUCUUGCUCCCUACUCCAAGGGAGGUAAAAUUGGUCUUUUCGGUGGUGCUGGUGUGGGCAAAACUGUGUUGAUUAUGGAGCUGAUCAACAACGUUGCCAAGGCUCACGGAGGUUACUCUGUGUUCGCCGGCGUGGGAGAGCGUACCCGUGAGGGCAAUGACCUUUACCAUGAGAUGAUUGAGGGUGGUGUCAUCAGUCUCAAGGACAAGAGCUCUAAGGUGUCCCUAGUGUACGGUCAGAUGAACGAGCCCCCUGGUGCCCGUGCUCGUGUUGCACUGACCGGUCUGUCCGUUGCUGAAUACUUCCGUGACCAAGAAGGGCAGGAUGUGCUGCUUUUCAUUGACAACAUUUUCCGUUUCACCCAGGCUGGGUCAGAGGUGUCUGCCCUGUUGGGUCGCAUUCCCUCUGCUGUAGGCUACCAGCCAACCUUGGCAACUGACAUGGGUACCAUGCAGGAACGUAUUACAACUACCAAGAAGGGUUCCAUCACAUCUGUGCAGGCCAUCUACGUACCUGCUGACGAUCUGACAGAUCCUGCUCCAGCCACCACCUUCGCUCACUUGGACGCCACGACUGUGCUGUCCCGUGGCAUUGCCGAGUUGGGCAUCUACCCGGCCGUGGAUCCCCUCGACUCGACGUCUCGUAUCAUGGACCCCAACGUGGUGGGACAGGAACACUAUGACAUUGCUCGUGGUGUUCAGAAGAUCCUGCAGGAUUACAAGUCACUUCAGGACAUCAUUGCCAUCUUGGGUAUGGAUGAACUCUCUGAAGAAGACAAGCUUACUGUCUCCAGGGCUCGAAAGAUUCAGCGUUUCCUGUCCCAACCUUUCCAAGUGGCAGAAGUAUUUACCGGUCAAGUUGGAAAGUUUGUGCCCAUCAACGAAACCAUCAGUGGCUUCAAGUCCAUUCUUGCAGGUGAGCUCGACCACCUGCCAGAAGUUGCUUUCUACAUGGUGGGACCCAUUGAGGAAGUUCGCGAAAAGGCGGAGAAGUUGGCAGCCGAAGCUUCCUAAGAGUCUCUUCAAGAAACCUUUGUACAGUCAUAGCUUGGAAAAUGGGUUGCUACAGGCGCGACAUCUAGCACAACUGCCAUCUUUUUGUUCUGUAGUUUUUCCUGUGAAUAAAGAGUACAAUGAAAUUC
Molecule: messenger RNA, 1752 nt
Organism: Ornithodoros turicata
Lineage: Eukaryota; Metazoa; Arthropoda; Arachnida; Ixodida; Argasidae
Gene: ATPsynbeta
Product: ATP synthase subunit beta, mitochondrial
Exons: 9
Coding region: 41-1624 (527 amino acids)
Biological process (GO): proton transmembrane transport; proton motive force-driven mitochondrial ATP synthesis
Molecular function (GO): ATP hydrolysis activity; proton-transporting ATP synthase activity, rotational mechanism; ATP binding
Source: RefSeq, a predicted model, not a curated record